Dama dama (fallow deer) is the source of this 967-nucleotide messenger RNA. RefSeq names its product mitochondrial pyruvate carrier 1 (gene MPC1). Gene Ontology annotation, cellular component: mitochondrial inner membrane. The record is from RefSeq and is a predicted model, not a curated record. NCBI's taxonomy places the organism in Eukaryota, Metazoa, Chordata, Mammalia, Artiodactyla, Cervidae. The transcript is spliced from 5 exons. The coding region runs from base 131 to 460 and encodes 109 amino acids. Gene Ontology annotation, biological process: pyruvate import into mitochondria.
CGGGGCCGAGCUGUCGUGACGCGCGCGGGCGGUAGGGUGCGGUGUCCGCGCUGUCCGCUUCACCGGGUGUCAUUGGGCUCCGAGGAGCUGCGGCGAGGGCACCGCGGGCGGCUAGGUGUCCGGCACGGCCAUGGCAGGAGCGCUGGUGCGGAAGGCGGCGGACUAUGUCCGGAGCAAGGACUUCCGGGACUACCUCAUGAGUACUCACUUUUGGGGCCCAGUAGCCAACUGGGGUCUUCCCAUCGCCGCCAUCAAUGACAUGAAGAAGUCCCCAGAGAUUAUCAGUGGGCGGAUGACAUUUGCCCUCUGCUGUUACUCCCUCACGUUCAUGAGAUUCGCCUACAAGGUGCAGCCUCGGAACUGGCUCCUGUUUGCCUGCCACGCCACCAACGAAGUAGCACAGCUCAUCCAGGGAGGACGGCUGAUCCGGCACGAGAUGUCUAAAAAGGCGUCAGCCUAACAAUAGGAGAUGAAGAACCGGCCUUUGAAGGGACUGCAUCGCCAGCUGCCGUUGCCGUGUCAUGGAUUCCACCAUCAUGAAUAGUCUUGCUGAGGAAAAUAUGCGGAAUGCUAUUUUUACUAAUCAGACUAUUUUUCUAGACAUAGCAGAGUCCGUAAACCAACUCUCUGCUGCCUUACGAGUACUGAAUAUUUUCCUUCUCUUCAGAAAGAGUAGCACAAAUAUGCAAUCAAGUUAAUAAUUCUCAAUGAAGGUUUUAUCUGCAGUAAUAUGUGUAUUAUCUAUUAGAAUAUACUUAAUGAAAAACUGAAGAGAACACAAUUUGUAACCAUUAGCAUUUAAGUACUCCGAAGUCGUGUCCUUUAACGACCAUGACCCAGCCGACAGCUGGCCGCACACCCAAAGCACAUUGCCAGUGUUUGGGAAGCUGUUUGUACUUCCGUGCAGUGUGUAUAUUGAAAUGCUGUAAAUUAAUGGCAAUAAAUGAUUUAAAUAUUUGUCAAAUAA